CAGCCAAAGGGGGUGACCUAGGAGGAGGGCUCAGCUAACAGGAACUUUGGACUUGGGUCAAGAGUGUUCAGAGGGCUGGCAUGUGGUCUGCAGGGGAGGACAUGGCUGGGUGGCAGGGCUGGUCUCUGAGGACUAUAGCGAGAUCAGGCAGUUGUGGGCUUCAAGAAGUCUCCUUGGGCUAUCAGAUGGCUCAUUCUUACAGCAGCAGCUGUGGGGUCCAUUGACCCUGAGCCCUCAGAGGGGUGGCUGUGGGGGCCCUCCUGUCUCUUGUCUUACGAGGGCCUCAUUUGUGCUUUCUCUCCGAUAGGCAGCCAUGGGUGCCAGGCAGUGCUGAGAGCUGUGGGGCAUGGCUGCAGCCCUGCAGUUGCUGCCCCUUGUGGCCCGAGCCCCCUUGCGUCCACUCCUCUGGGGGGUCCCAGUGGCCCGGCUGGCCAGUGGCAUGGCCUUGGCAGAGCAGGCGCAGCAGCUGUUCAACAGUGCUGUGGAUGCUGUGUUGCCGGGCCCCAUGCUGCACCGGGCACUGUCCUUGGACCCUGGUGGCAGACAGCUGAAGGUGCGGGACCGGAGCUUUCAGCUACAGCAAAACCUCUACCUAGUGGGCUUUGGCAAGGCUGUGCUGGGCAUGGCAGCUGCAGCUGAGGAGCUACUGGGCCAGCAUCUCGUGCAGGGUGUGAUCAGCGUUCCUAAGGGGAUCCGUGCUGCCAUGGAGCAUGCUGGCAAACGGGAGAUGCUGCUGAAGCCGCACAGCCGUGUCCAGGUAUUCGAGGGUGCGGAGGACAACCUGCCAGACCGCGAUGCACUUUGUGCUGCACAGGCCAUCCAGCAGCUGGCCGAGGGACUCACAGCUGAUGACCUGCUGCUCGUGCUCAUCUCAGGUGGGGGCUCGGCCCUGCUGCCCGCCCCCAUCCCACCUGUCACACUGGAGGAGAAGCAGACACUCACCAAGCUGCUGGCAGCCCGUGGAGCCACCAUCCAGGAGCUGAACACCAUUCGGAAGGCGCUGUCCCAGCUCAAGGGUGGGGGACUGGCUCAGGCUGCCUACCCUGCUCAGGUGGUGAGCCUGAUCCUGUCAGAUGUGGUGGGGGACCCCGUGGAGGUGAUUGCCAGCGGUCCCACUGUGGCCAGUGCCCACAAUGUGCAAGAUUGCCUGCAUAUCCUCAAUCGCUAUGGCCUUCGUGCUGCCCUGCCACGUUCUGUGAAGACUGUGCUGGCUCAGGCUGACUCUGACCCCCAUGGGCCAUACUCUUGUGGUCACGUCCUCAAUGUGAUUAUUGGCUCCAAUGCACUGGCACUGGCUGAGGCCCAGCAGCAGGCCGAGGUGCUGGGCUACCGGGCUGUGGUGCUGAGUGCAGCCAUGCAGGGUGACGUGAAGAAUGUGGCCCGGUUCUAUGGGCUGCUGGCCCAGGUGGCUGGAACCCGCCUCACCCCAUCCAUGGCUGGGGCUUCUGUGGAAGAGGAUACAAAACUCCACGAGCUGGCAGCUGAGCUGCAGAUCCCAGACCUGCAGCUGGAGCACGCUCUGGAAGCCGUGGCAGAGGCUAGGGGCCCAGUCUGUCUGCUGGCUGGUGGGGAGCCCACAGUGCUGCUGCAGGGCUCAGGCAACGGUGGCCGGAACCAGGAACUGGCCUUGCGUGUUGGAGCAGAGCUGGGCAGAUGGCCCCUGGGGCACAUUGAUAUGCUGUUUUUGAGUGGUGGCAGUGAUGGGCAGGAUGGGCCCACAGAGGCUGCUGGGGCCUGGGUCGUGCCUGAGCUUGCCAGCCAGGCUGCUGCUGAGGGCCUGGACGUGCCCACUUUCUUAGCCCACAAUGAUUCACACACCUUCUUCUGCCGCCUUCAGGGUGGGACGCACCUGCUGCACACAGGGCUGACAGGUACCAAUGUCAUGGACAUCCACCUCUUGUUCCUGAGGCCUCGGUGAUGGCAUAGGUCACAGUUUGGGAGUCCAGAGGAGGCCUACAAGGGCAGGGUCCUAGGACAGACAGGGCUGGUGUCCAGGGCCUCACUAGGCCUUAGGGCCCCUCCCCUCCUCAGUCCUGGCUGCUCGGUUGGCCCUCACACCUCCCACUCAGGGCCUCUCUGCUGCAUGUCCAUUCCUCCCAGCUUGACUGGCAGGUGGGGGUCGCCUCUACCCAUAUGUCAUGGUAGCAGGUACCCCUGAGGACCAGGACAAGCCCCUUGGCAAGUUCACUGUUCUCUCCUGGGAAGCCCCUGUGUUGAGCCUCUCAGCCUGUUUUUUUUUUCCCUGUGGAGUGAAGCAAGAGUGACCGAAAAUAAAAAGGACCACAUUAUGGGU
Messenger RNA from Propithecus coquereli (Coquerel's sifaka), 2293 nucleotides. RefSeq names its product glycerate kinase (gene GLYCTK). Bases 347 to 1918 code for a protein of 523 amino acids. The transcript has 4 exons. The record is from RefSeq and is a predicted model, not a curated record. Lineage: Eukaryota; Metazoa; Chordata; Mammalia; Primates; Indriidae. Gene Ontology annotation, cellular component: cytoplasm. Gene Ontology annotation, biological process: protein phosphorylation. Gene Ontology annotation, molecular function: glycerate kinase activity.